CGCGGGAUGAUACAAUUGUUUCAUCGUCUAGAAGCUACAUAGUCAAGAAGGAUCAUUUUUAUCGGUGCAUUAUCCGGCCUUCAAAAACGGAGUCAUCGCCCGACGGGGUGCAUACGUGGAGUUGGAUUAUAAUAUGUGAAGUUGCCCGAUAGCUGAGAACAACAGUCGAAGGUCAGCUGGUAUGUCAAACAAUCAGCUGGUUGACUCUUGUUUACUCGUGAAUCGAAGGAUUGAGCAGAGACAGGAGCACAAUUUUACAAGAACUGAAAUAACACAAAGACGCGUUCUACAAGAUAAAGGCCCCGACAUGCCGCAAUAUACUGGACAAGGCGAGACUGACUACCAUGGAAGUAAUGGUCAGGCUGAUACACAUUCCCUGCAUUCAUCGCAUUUAUCAGUUCAGGAUGAUCCACUGCUUAUACGAACUCAUAAGCAGCAAACCUCACAACAAGUGACAACCGUGACGAAAGUUGUACGAGAAGUGUCACACAUGGAUCCAGAUCCAGGAGCCGUCAGUUAUAUGUCAGUUCCUCUAAUGUCACAAGAAUAUCAGCACACCGAUCCUCGAUAUGCUGCUGAUCCUUACAUGGUCAGUUUCGAUCACUACGAUCCAUAUCUUGGAUAUCCACCGCAACCGGGAUAUCCUGGACCACAUGGGAUUUAUAUGCAACGAUCGCAUUCACCUCACAGUCCUCACAGUCCUUCCGAACACAGUCGAGCCUCUCCUACGCCGCACGAAUAUUUACGGAAAGGAGCUCCGUAUGUUGAAAGCGGCUACAAUGAUAUAGAUCCUGGAUUAAAUCCAGCCUUGCAGGAUAAUUAUCGUAUUACACCUAGCCCGGGUGGUCCUGGAGAUCAAUACGAUGAGGGAAAAGUGGCCUACGGUUACGUGUCUCCGUCCCCCUAUGGCCCAGUUGCUUACAGUCCGAAUGUUGGAGUGGGACCAGUGCCAAUGCCAGCCGACGUACCUGGCUAUGAGGAGGGCCAUCCAGUUCCAUUGAGCGGUGGCGUUCCACCAGGUAUGUUCGAGGAUGACGUUCAUCUUCAACGGCUUCAAUCGCGACAUCCAGUUGUACCGGGAAUGGCGAGUCCAUUGGACGAUGAUCAAAAAUCGUUACGAUGGCGAGAUCCAAAUUUAUCUGAAGUUAUUGGUUUUCUGAGCAAUCCGAAUAAUAUAAUCAAAGCGAAUGCCGCUGCAUAUUUGCAGCAUCUUUGUUAUAUGGACGAUCCAAAUAAACAGAAGACACGCAGCUUGGGAGGUAUUCCACCGUUAGUACAAUUGCUUGAUCAUGAUAGUCCUGACGUAUAUAGAAAUGCUUGUGGAGCGCUUAGAAAUCUUUCUUAUGGCCGGCAAAAUGACGAAAACAAACGGGCCAUAAAAAAUGCUGGCGGUGUACCAGCAUUGAUUAAUUUAUUACGUAGAACAUCCGACGCUGACGUUAAAGAACUAGUUACUGGUGUCCUAUGGAAUUUGUCUUCUUGCGAGGAUUUGAAGCGGUCCAUUAUUGACGACGGAGUGACGAUGGUGGUGAAUAAUAUAAUUAUUCCACACAGCGGUUGGGAUCCAAGUUCUUCCAGUGGUGAAACUUGUUGGUCAACUGUAUUCAGAAAUGCUUCAGGUGUCCUUAGGAAUGUUUCGAGUGCUGGUGAAUACGCGAGGAAAAAAUUACGUGAAUGCGAAGGUCUUGUCGAUGCACUUUUUUAUGUUGUACGAUCAGCCAUUGAGAAGUCGAACAUUGGAAACAAAAUUGUGGAAAAUUGUGUUUGCAUUCUGAGAAACUUGAGUUAUCGAUGCCAGGAAGUCGAAGAUCCAAACUACGAUAAACAUCCUAUUCAGUCCACUGUACAAAACAGGGUAGCGGCACCAACUAAAGGUGAGAAUUUGGGUUGUUUUGGCGGAAGUAAAAAGAAGAAGGAUGGACAACCGGUGCAGAAGGAAACAACUACUGUGAGAACAACGUCGCCACGAACAGAGCCAGUUAAAGGGAUGGAAUUACUUUGGCAACCGGAAGUAGUACAAUCGUACUUGAGCCUUUUACAAUCAUGUUCGAAUCCCGAAACUCUCGAGGCGGCAGCUGGAGCUCUACAAAAUCUUGCAGCUUGCUAUUGGCAGCCCAGCAUUGAAAUUCGUGCUGCAGUUCGAAAAGAAAAGGGACUUCCCAUUCUUGUUGAACUCUUACGAAUGGAGGUUGACAGAGUGGUUUGUGCAGUCGCGACGGCACUUCGAAAUUUAGCAAUAGAUCAACGUAACAAGGAACUUAUUGGCAAAUACGCAAUGAGAGACUUAAUUCAAAAGUUACCUUCGGGAAAUAAUCAACACGAUCAAGGAACAAGCGAUGACACAAUUGCUGCAGUCCUCGCAACUUUGAAUGAAGUUAUUAAGAAGAAUGCUGAAUUUUCGAGGUCCCUACUCGACGCCGGGGGAGUUGAAAGACUCAUGAAUAUCACCAGGCAGCGACAGAAAUAUACGCCACGAGUUCUUAAAUUUGCUGGACAAGUUCUCUACACAAUGUGGCAGCAUCAAGAAUUAAGAGACGUUUAUAAAAAGCAUGGCUGGAAGGAGCAGAAUUUCGUGACGAAAACAGUCGCUGCUCGAAAUUCCGGACCUAAUUCACCAAACAAUGCAAACAGUUAUGAAUGCAGCACUCUGAAUCGACCAAUGGCAAGUCAAGGGAGCACUAGGUACGAAGAUCGUACUAUUCAACGGGGCAACGCCAAUUCCAACAACGUCGGACGAUCCACCAUUUAUCAGUCUCAAAACGAGGAGAUCGCAAUGUCUGAUAUGCAGUAUCCAAAACAAGGAACACACGCACCACCCGCUGGAGGCGUUUGCGUAUUUCCUCCCAACCCACAACCGAAACCCGGUGAGCCGCUGUACGCGCAAGUUAACUUGGAGAAGAAAAAGAAACGGCAGUAUGAGCUGGGGGUGGGCCAGGGCCAAGUGCAGGGGGCCCCGGUCGGAGCUGUGCAGGGUGUCGGUAUCGGAAGCACCGGCACACAAUGGAUCGGUGACGGUGUGGGAGUGGGUGUUGUGAACGUACAGGAAACUCCUGCUGCCACCGUAAACGUACCCCCGAAUUCAACAGCAGUGUCCGCAGGAGACUCCUGGGUAUAACAUGCUCUCGAUUAUCUCUAAAGAAAAUUAAUGCUUUCCAUCUCUAUUUAUGCGAGAGCGAAUAAUUUCAACAAAAAAAAAGAAAAGAUUUUUCUUUCUUUUUUUUUCAUGAGCACAUAUUCAUGGAGAUUUUUCUCGAAGCCGAUCGUAAUUCACUUUAAUUUCUCUAAAGUGAUAUUGACGAUGCAAAAAUCACAAUUAUUUGUUUUUUUGACUGAAUACACAAUAAUUGUAUCUUAUCGAGCUGCCAGAAAACUAUUUUCAACUCAAUAUUCUGUGAUUAUUUUUUUUUGAUUUUUUAUUCUUAAAUCAGAAGUUUUUUUUUGUAUUGUUUAUCGUAUCAGAUUUUUUUCUGAUUAAAAUAUCAGAUUUUCUUCUGAUUUUUUGUAUCUGAUUAUUUUAUUCUUAUGUGAAGAAGUUUUCUAUUUUAGACGAGUUUGCAAAGUUCUUUCUUCGUAUGAAAAUGUAAAUCAACUCCUUCGUGAAUGCUGAAAAUUUUCUAUU
Messenger RNA from Leptopilina heterotoma, 3619 nucleotides. RefSeq names its product catenin delta-2 (gene p120ctn). The record is from RefSeq and is a predicted model, not a curated record. The transcript is spliced from 15 exons. Lineage: Eukaryota; Metazoa; Arthropoda; Insecta; Hymenoptera; Figitidae. Gene Ontology annotation, molecular function: cadherin binding. Gene Ontology annotation, cellular component: plasma membrane; adherens junction; nucleus. The coding region runs from base 182 to 3115 and encodes 977 amino acids. Gene Ontology annotation, biological process: cell-cell junction assembly; cell-cell adhesion.